This is a messenger RNA of Athalia rosae (coleseed sawfly), 1208 nucleotides long. Its product is annotated as Sjoegren syndrome nuclear autoantigen 1 homolog. The coding region runs from base 446 to 790 and encodes 114 amino acids. Gene Ontology annotation, cellular component: centrosome; ciliary basal body. The record is from RefSeq and is a predicted model, not a curated record. Lineage: Eukaryota; Metazoa; Arthropoda; Insecta; Hymenoptera; Athaliidae. The transcript has 3 exons.
CAAGAACGAACUCAACAACUGAACAGUAUACUGAAAUUCAUCCAAAAUUACGGUUCAUUUUGCAAACUUUUACUUUUGCUACUCGUUUCUGCAGAAUAGUUUCAGUGUGGGUCAGUUCGUGGGUUAAUGAGGUGAUUGCACUUGCCUUGGUGGCAACACCGGCUCGAAAGGUUUGAAAAGUUCUGAAUCUCUUGAUGUGAUCGAACGAAAAAGCACUUCAUGCAACUGCAGCUCGAGGGAGUUGCAGUCGCCAAACUGAAUUUCACGAUUUCGUAAUCGAGGAUUGAGUUCGAGAUACAAGAUUGUUGUCAAACAAAAAUUCGGCUUGCCAAAAUUGUGGCACAUAAGUGGGUACACAGCAUAGACUUAUGGUACAUAGUAUCAAAUGUCGAAUAUGUAUGAAUCGUGAUUGCGCUGGUUUAAUGUGAAUAUUGUAAAAUUUAUUAUGUCUCAACACGGUGCUGCCUUACAAACAUAUAAUCAGGAACUUGUUAAAUGUCUGGAAGAGAUGAAGGUGCGCCGAUCUGAAUUACAGGUUCAGAUUGAUUCCCAAGAGGAAGAGAAGCACAACCUUCAAAGAGAAAUAGAAAAGUUGUCCUACAAAUUGACACAGCUCAAUGAUAGCUUGGCUAAAAGAAUAGCAACUAGAAAUGACUAUGAUAGAACGAUUGCAGAAACAGAAUCUGCUUAUAUCAAGAUCUUAGAAAGCUCCCAACUGUUACUCAAUAUGGUUAAAAGAGAGGCAACGUGUUUAGAUCAAAGUUUGCUCAAAACUAAUACUGACAAAUAACUGUGGAAAACACGAAAAUGUACAGAUUGAUUUUCCCAUAUUUAUUAUUUUCUGAAAUACAUCAGUGUCUUCGUCUACUGAUACGCUUAAAAAACCUAUCCAUGAGAAGACUGCAAAAGAUACGUUAUGUAUAUUAUAUGAAUGUAUAUACCUGCAUGCACAUAUAAUUAUACACCAAGUACAAAAUUGUAAAUAUGUAUUUUGAAUACUCGUAAAUUAUCGUAUCUACAGCUGAAUUCAAUCUCUACAUGGUUAUUCGUUGGCGACGUUUUACAUACGAUUUAUAUUACAAGGCCUAGCUUUUGUCUAGUAGUUAUUAAAGUGUGUAUGUAUUUCGUACCUCUGUUUGCUCAUCUGUUGAUCUGGGAGUGCAAGAGAAAUUGUACAACUUCAAUAAAUAUAAUUUUUGAUACAUUAA